Molecule: messenger RNA, 1149 nt
Organism: Schistocerca piceifrons (Central American locust)
Lineage: Eukaryota; Metazoa; Arthropoda; Insecta; Orthoptera; Acrididae
Exons: 2
Coding region: 480-785 (101 amino acids)
Source: RefSeq, a predicted model, not a curated record
GAUGCGUCAGUCCACCACUGCCGUAUCCUUCAUAGACUUUACCGCUACGCAUCUCUAACAUCUGUGUUGUUUUCGGCACCAUUUCAGACAGCUCGCUGAAGCGCUGAACCUUCCAUCUACAUGCAGACACCUCAUGCAAGCCGUAGGCAUUUCUUGUUACGCACUUAGAGCUCAAUGAAGGAUAAUGAAAUAUCAGUGAUAAAGAUAAAAUCGAUCCAUCGUAAGGAUGUAGUAAAAUCGAAAAAUUGAAUGAGUAUCCCGCCAGUCGACAGGUAUCUCAGCUUCUAAUGUUUCAUCAUGUUACAAGAUGUUCAUGUUGAGUAUGCUUAUUAUUACUGUCAUAACAUAUCGACAGCUAAAACUUAUAUUGACAAAGUAGAUAAUCGCUUCGGCAUGCAAAUACUGAGUGAGGCCUGCAACUUAUACGGAGAUGUUUAGUCAUAAAAUUCGUAUGAGCUCAGAGAUACUGUAGCCGUGAAAUGAGAAAAGGUCACCACCAGAGGCGAGCAUCGACGCUAUGCAGCCUGCCGAGGAUCACAGCCAUGACAGUAGGGCAAGCCUUGACUCAUGUUGCCCGGUCAGCUGGCCAAGCAGCACUGGGGACCACCAGGCUGAGCUGUGCCCUGCCUCACCAGAGCCCCAGUCCACCCGGGCAUCUGUAUGGCUUGGCUGGCUGUUGCUCACGUCAUGCACCUGACAGGCACCACACUGUUGCAAGCACAGAACAAAAUCUCUGCAGCAAGCAGUUUUUAACUUUGCACAGUAUUUACCAACACAGUACUUAACGUCUGGUGUUACAUUAAAAUAGCUAAUGGCUGUAACAUCAAGAACAAGAUGGAUACUUAAAUCUCCACUGUUGCUUGUAAUUGUUAAAUCAACUUAUCGUUAUGUGCAUGUAAAAAACUCUGUACCUUAAGACUGUUGACAGACACUGACGUUAGAGGAUUAUGUCAUGGCAGAACUGUUCUCACAUUGCACACUCUUUCCACAUUCUGAAGGCGUCGAUGGUGAAGCUUUGUGCUCUGUAUGACAUUUUGCAAACGUGGAAGACAAAUAUGUUAUAUCGCAUAGCUGCUAAUAAAUUUGGUGCAUUGUUCACAUAAAUUUAUGUCUUUUCACUGUUAUAUGAUCAAAACAUGGAGGACAUCA